GAAACAUCAGAGCUCAGACCAACGCCUUUUCUUCUCCUUUCUUUCGAUGUCUGUCUCUCUUCCCCAAAAAGCUCUUCUUCCUCUCUUCUUGUUCCUGUUCGUCAUCACCAACGAUGCCAUUUUCCCUCUUUUAUCCUUCAUUUUUCCGAUCGACAACAACGAAACCAAGAUAUGGUACGAAAUUUGGAGAUUUUCUCUAUCGUUCUCAUACUACUUUGUCCAAAAAUUGGAAUUUUCUUUGAUUCUCUCAAAAACUACUAAUAAGAAUUUAAGUAGUGAACUCUACCACAAAUCCUUGAAAGAUGCUGCUAAGGUUCCAAUCUCGGUCCUUUAUGUUUUGCAUUGCUGGUCAAGCAGAACCACCCAAAAGAAACAAGAGGUCUAGCUGGUUGAAAUUUAUCAUAUGCGGAAUUUGAUAGUUUUCUUUGAUGAAAAAAUCUGGAUUUGUUUUUUCUUUACCUUUUUUUGAUUUUUUCAGUUGGCUUUUUCUUUAAUUUUGGUUUCUUAAUCAAUUUGGAUGUGAAACUUUGGAAAUGCAUUCAAAUGUUUAGUGCUUAAUGCCUAUUUAUGGUUUGGCAAACAAGUUCUUUGCUUCCUACUAAUCCUCAGGCUUUGUUGCUAUUGUUUUGCUUCGUAUUGUAGUUUAACACACCCUAUGCUAGAUUUGGUGGUCUAACAUAUUAAUUAUAAUUAUCCUUUAUGCUCUAAUAUGUACCAAAUGUUUAUUACAAGAUAUUAAGAUA
Messenger RNA from Coffea eugenioides, 743 nucleotides. RefSeq lists its product as uncharacterized. The record is from RefSeq and is a predicted model, not a curated record. The transcript is spliced from 5 exons. Lineage: Eukaryota; Viridiplantae; Streptophyta; Magnoliopsida; Gentianales; Rubiaceae. Bases 47 to 385 code for a protein of 112 amino acids.